CGCUUGAGCUCUUAUAACCACUAACCAAAAAAUGGCCUCGGCGAUUCUUCCAUCGCUUAGGCUGAGGCCAAGCUUCUCCGCCGCCACGUCACCUUCCUCAUCCUCUUCUUCCGCCGGCAACGUCAAACCCCGUCCCGUCGUAAUUCUCCCGGGUUUAGGGAACAAUUCAGAAGACUACAAGAAGUUGGAGGUAACAUUAGGUGAGUACGGUGUUCCUGCGGUGGUUGCAGCUGUAUCAAGGCUUGAUUGGUUUAGAAAUGCAGCCGGUUUGGUUGAUCCAGCCUACUGGCGCGGCACGCUUCGCCCUCGUCCUGUUCUUGAUUGGUACUUGAAUAGAAUUGAUGAUGCAGUCCGUGAAGCCAAUGAAUUAGCUCAAGGUCAAGGAUUGUCUUUGAUUGGACACUCAGCUGGAGGAUGGCUUGCUCGAGUUUACAUGGAAGAAUACGGAAACUCUGAUAUUUCCUUGUUGUUGACACUUGGUACGCCUCACUUACCACCACCGAGAGGACAACCUGGGGUUAUUGAUCAAACAAGAGGUCUUCUCUAUUAUGUCGAAGAGAAUUGUGCAAAAGCCGUUUACACUCCUGAGCUGAGAUAUGUCUGUAUUGCCGGGAGAUACAUUCGUGGAGCUCGUUUGGUAGACAAUGCAGAUGCGAAUGUUGAUUCUGAUGUGACUGUUGGAAUCGACAAUGGAGAAGCGAUUUCCGAACUUGCUAUAGCAACCAACAAGAAGACCGGUUCUUCAGGGCCUAGUUUCCGUGCUCGUUUUGUAGGGCAAGGAUACAAGCAAGUCUGUGGAAGAGCUGAUGUGUGGGGUGAUGGAGUAGUUCCUGAGGUCUCAGCUCAUCUUGAAGGUGCACUUAAUGUUAGCUUCGACGGUGUUUACCACUCGCCUGUUGGCUCAGACGAUGAAAUCAGACCUUGGUAUGGUUCACCGGCUAUUGGAACACAACUUGUUGAAGGAAUUUCUCUGAACCUCUCUGAGAUUUCUGAGGUAUUUGCUAGUGAUCGAGCUUUCGAGGGAUUGUCUAAUCUCAAGCUUCUCAACUUCUAUGAUCUUUCGUUUGAUGGAGAGACUAGAGUGCAUCUACCUAAUGGCCUCAGUUAUCUCCCACGCAAGCUUCGUUAUCUCCGUUGGGAUGGAUACCCUUUAAAGACUAUGCCUUCAAGAUUUUGUCCUGAGUUUCUUGUUGAACUUUGUAUGAGUAAUAGCGAUCUUGAAAAACUUUGGGAUGGGAUCCAGCCUCUUAGGAACUUGAAGAAGAUGGAUCUUUCUCGCUGUAAAUACCUUGUCGAAAUUCCUGAUCUCUCAAAAGCCACAAAUCUGGAGGAACUAAACAUUUCCUAUUGCCAAAGCUUGGUUGAGGUUACUCCAUCUAUCAAGAACCUUAAGGGACUUUCUUGCUUCUACUUAACUAAUUGCAUCCAACUCAAGAACAUUCCGAUUGGAAUAGCUUUGAAGUCGCUUGAAACAGUGGGAAUGAGUGGAUGCUCAAGUCUAAUGCAUUUUCCAGAAUUUUCUUGGAAUACUAGAAGACUCUAUCUGAGCAGUACAAAGAUAGAGGAACUUCCAUCAUCAAUCAGCCAUCUCUCUUGUCUGGUUGAAUUGGAUAUGUCAGAUUGCCAGAGACUCAGGACACUUCCAAGCUAUCUAGGGCACUUGAUCUCACUUAAAUCCAUGAAUUUGGACGGUUGCAAACAUCUUGAGAACCUCCCAGACACAUUACAGAACCUAACAUCUCUUGAAACGCUUGAAGUGUCGGGUUGCCUUAAUGUCAACAAGUUCCCUCAUGUUGCCACGAAUAUAGAAGUUCUGCGUAUAUCUGAGACAUCAAUUGAAGAAAUUCCUGCAAGGAUCUGUAAUCUCUCUCAGCUUAGGUCCUUGGAUAUUUCAGAAAAUAAAAGACUUACAUCACUUCCGGUAAGCAUUUCUGAGCUAAGAUCACUUGAAAAGCUUAAGCUUUCUGGAUGUUCUGUACUCGAGAGUUUUCCACCAGAAAUUUGUCAGACAAUGACCUGCUUGAGGUGGUUUGCUUUAGAUAGGACUAGCAUUAAAGAACUACCUGAAAACAUUGGGAAUUUAGUAGCUAUUGAGGUGCUUCAAGCUAGUAGAACAGCGAUAAGGCGAGCACCAUGGUCUAUUGCACGUCUUACCCGUCUUCAAGUUUUAGCGAUUGGGAAUAGUUUCUACACUCCAGAAGGUUUAUUGCAUUCUUUUUGUCCUCCCUUAUCAAGGUUUGAUGACUUGAGAGCUCUGAGCCUAAGCAACAUGAACAUGAUAGAGAUCCCUAACAGUAUUGGUAACUUAUGGAAUCUACUAGAACUAGAUUUGAGUGGGAACAAUUUUGAAUUCAUCCCCGCAAGUAUCAAACGGCUCACCAGGUUGAACAGACUGAAUUUAAACAAUUGUCAGAGACUUCAAGCAUUGCCCGAUGAGCUUCCACGAGGACUCUUGUAUCUCUACAUCCAUAGCUGCACAUCCCUAGUGAGUAUCUCAGGUUGCUUCAACCAAUAUUGUCUGCGCCAGUUUGUAGCUAGCAAUUGUUACAAAUUGGAUCAAGCAGCGCGGAUUCUCAUUCACCGUAACAUGAAGCUAGAGUCAGCAAAACCAGAACACUCUUAUUUUCCUGGAAGUGAUGUACCCACUUGCUUCAAUCACCAAGUCAUGGGUCCUUCGCUGAAUAUACACUUACCUCAUAAUGAAUCAUCGUCUGACAUUCUGGGAUUUUCUGCCUGCAUCAUGAUUGGAGUUGAUGGACUGUACCCGAUGAACAAUCUGAAGAUACACUGCUCUUGUAUUUUAAAAGAUGCUGAUGAUUGUGAGCUGGUUGUUAUGGAUGAGGUGUGGUAUCCUGAUCCAACAGCUUUCACAAACAUGUCUUUUGGAUCAGAUCACCUUCUCUUAUUCAGCAGAACCUGCAUGUCCAUGGAAGCUUACAACGAAGCCCUGUUUGAAUUCUCAAUCGAAAACACAGAAGGAGAUUCUUUUAGCCCGCUUGGAGAGGUAAAAAAAUGUGCGGUGCACCUUAUAUCGUUUAAAGACAUGAUGCAAGAGUUCUCUAAUGACUCUGAGAAAAUUCAGAAUUCUGAUUUGGAUCUUUCAAAGGCAUUUGAUGACGCAAGAGUUUUGAAAAGAAGCGCAUAUGAAACUGAGUUCUUGCAUAAGGAGCAACCAAGAUCCAAGAGGAUCAAGUUUCUUCCAGUUCAUUUGGCUUGAGAACGACAUUCCAAAUUACAUCAG
Messenger RNA from Arabidopsis arenosa, 3241 nucleotides. NCBI's taxonomy places the organism in Eukaryota, Viridiplantae, Streptophyta, Magnoliopsida, Brassicales, Brassicaceae. The record is from the annotation of a GenBank genome assembly.